Molecule: messenger RNA, 6240 nt
Organism: Rotaria socialis
Lineage: Eukaryota; Metazoa; Rotifera; Eurotatoria; Philodinida; Philodinidae
Source: the annotation of a GenBank genome assembly
AUGUAUCCUUUCGCUGACAUCGACGUUUCUUUGAAAAGACUUCCUCCUGUUUAUGGCUAUCGUGCUCAAAAACUGACUUCGCUUGAAAAAGCAUUAGAACCUGUACAAUCUCAAAUCGAUCAAUUGCCUUAUUUUGUGAAAAUAGCAAAGCGCAAUUGUCAUUAUCCAUCAGAGCACGGUCUAUCGCAUGAUGAAUCUGCUUCUAUUUAUAUUUAUACUAUGGAAUGGGGUGAAACUUCUUUGUACCGUGUACUAAAUAAAGCAUUGCGCUCGGACAAUAGACAAACUUUAACAAUAUGGUUUCCAUAUCUGAAGUUGUUUGACACAGCAUCAGAUAAGUUAUCAACUGUUAAACAAACAGUUUGGAGAGGUGUGAAUGGGGACAUUGGCAAAAAUUGCUUUAAAGGUCAAGUCCUUCAAUGGUGGUUUGUUAGUUCGUGUUCUUUAUCACUAGAUGUUACACGAGGUUUCCUCGAGAAGAAGGAAAGCUCAACACUGUUUCGCAUUGAAGCUAUUAAUGGCAAGAAAACUUCUGGAUAUGCACAAUAUGAAAGUGAGGAUGAAAUUAUUUUACGAAUCGGUACAGAACUUCACGUCAAGAGUGACCCUUCAAUUCAACCCAACGGAUCCUUUCUCGUCCAUUUGGUCGAAGUUGAUGACGAGAAUCGUCAACCGUUAGCUUCGACUAUCAAAGAAUCAAAUCUAAAUCAUAAAAAAGAACAAAACAACAAUGCAAAUUCGAAUAGGACCUCUGAUGAAAAUGGACAUGUAAUGCUGUCAUAUAAUCACAAUAGUAAAGAUCUGGUCAAGAGCGUUUACGAAAGUCUACGAGCUGAAAAUAUUCCUGUAUGGUUUGACGAGAGAGAUAUGCAAGACAACAUGUAUGACAGUAUGGCCAAAGCAGUAAGUGAUGCUUCAGUUGUUUGCUGUUUCCUGACGCGAGAAUACGAAGAGUCGAAGAACUGCAAACUUGAAUUGGAGUAUGCACAAAAACUGCGCAAACGUAUUAUUCCUUGUAUGGUUAGCAAUAGAAAAAUUUGGAAGCCAACAGCUUCAAGAUGGUUAGAUUUCAUUACUGGUUCGACACUUGCCAUUGACUUCUCGGAUACUUCCACCCAAAGGAAGAUUGAAAAAAUCAAAGAACUCAUUCAUAGAAUAAAACAUGAACAUUCUACUGCAACAAAUGAACCAAGGUCAUCAUCACAUGAUUUUCGCACACGGAUCAAGCAAAAGUAUCUUCAAGAAAGUACUGUCAUACGAAUGAUGGACGAAGGACAAUGUUUUCCAAUCGAACAAAGCUAUGUUAAUCUGGCCAUAGUGGGAGCUGCAGAGCAGCAAGAAAAGGAGAAACUGUUGAAAGAGCAUGAUCAAAAAGAUCGAGAUAAAUACAGUGACCCAAUGACAAGUUCAAAACGAUAUCAUGGCACCCUUCUGAGUACAUAUGAAGAAAUUCAUACUGCAAAAACUCCAAUCGAUGUUCAGAAUAUAUUCAACGAAUGCAAAGGUUCAACGAGAAAGAUACUCAUACUCGGACGAGCUGGAAUAGGGAAAUCGAUAUUUUGUCAGUAUGUCACGUACAGAUGGGCAAAGGAUGAGCUUUUGUCUGAAUAUCAGCUUGUUGUUUUGAUCCGAUUACGAAAAUUGACAGAAAAUCGCUAUCCACCUGGGACAUAUUCAUUAGCAGAUCUUCUGAAAAAAGAAUAUUUCCCAUUCGAAGAUUUAUCAUAUGAAGAGAUACAGAGUUUCACAGGAAUGUGCAACAAGCAUCAAGUUCUAUGGAUACUAGAUGGAUAUGAUGAAUUCUCCAAAAGCAGUCCCGAACAGCUAAGAGACGUCUUUGAGUGCAUAUAUCGAACGCAACAUCAUAUCUUGACCAGUCGUCCAUAUGCUAUUGAAUUACGAUAUGAUGUUAAGUUGGAAAUUGUAGGCUUCACAAAUGACGAUAUACCAAAGUAUAUCGAUCAGUUCUUCAAUCAGCUUAAACCAAAUAUACAAAAUGUUACCGUCGAAAGUAAAAAGCUCCUUCGCUUUUUGGAAUCUAAUUCGAAUAUUUGGGGUAUUUCUCAUAUUCCUGUAAAUUUAGAGCUCAUUUGUAGCCUCUGGACUGAUCCGCAUUGGUCAAAAACAACAGCACUCACAAUGACAGCUUUGUAUGAUAACAUAAUAGAGUGGCUAUGCCGUCGUCAUUUGGCACGAAACAAAAUAAAUCAUGGAGAGAUGAGCAAACAAGCUGUCUACAAACAUUUCGAUGGAGAGUUGCAACUUUUGGAACUUUUAGCUUUCCGAGCCAUGGAAUAUAACACUAUCCUGUUCACAUCGAAUUUUCUGGAAGAAAUAGAAGCCGAACUAGUUUGUCCCUUGUCCGACUAUUCCAAUUUAUUCAACAUAGGAAUUCUUAAAUCGUACGAAGAUAAUUCGAUUGGCACUGCGAAACCAAUGAAAAAACAGCACUACUUCAUACAUCUUAGCUUUCAAGAACAUUUUGCUGCCAGAUAUUUACUACGCUUGCUGAAAGGCACAACCAAACAGAACGCGAUCAAUUUCAUCAAAAAUAACCGAUACGAUCAUCGGUUUCACUUUGUUUUUACCUUUGGAUCAGGUCUUCUCGCACAUAUACCUUAUCGAUCGUGCCUCGAACUCUUUUGGUCGACUAUUCAAGAAGAACCAGCAGAUUUAAUCGGCAUCACAGCCAUCAAACUAACAAUAGCUUGCAUCGACGAAUUACUUCCUCAUGACGUAUUCCCGCAAAGGACACAACACUUGAAAUCUAUAUCCGAUUGGAUCAAGUUCUGCUCCCAACAUCAUUCCCCACCAAUUCGAGAACAACUAGUACAAUCAUUAAAUCAGACGAACUAUUUACUAAAAAAUUCAUUGAUACAAAACACAUUAGUCACAAUUAUAGAGCAAGAUCAACUAGACGACCCAGAAAACAUUAUCUGGUUCGUCUCUGCCCUAUGCAUCACUGAACCAUCAGAAAAAUUGAUAUUCAAAGUACUUCCAUACCUGAAACACCCCAAGCAAAGUGUUCGUGUAGCAGCCUGUCAUGUUCUGGAAUCAAUAGGUGAGAAGGCAGCGACGCCAGAGGUUAUCGCCGCUCUUAUUAACGUGACGCUAGACGAGCAGGAUAAUGUUCGUGCAGCAGCCUAUCAAGCUUUCGGAAGUAUGGGUGACAGAGGAGCGACGUCAGAGGUGAUCAGCACUAUGCUCAACGGGAUCGGAGAUAAAGGCGAUAACGCUGGCUCAGCGGCAUGUACCGCUCUGGGUAGUAUGGGUGCCAAAGCAGCGACAUCAGCCGUGAUCGACGCCCAGCUCAACGCCAUACGCAAUGGUGCUGGGUAUUUGUUCCGAGCAGUCGCCGAUGCGUGGGUGAACAUGUGGGAAAAAGCAUAUACGGGCGAGGUGAUCGCGGCUGUGCUCAAAGCGGUGCGAGACCCGAAUGAAAAUGUUCGUGCAGUAGCGUGGCGAGUUUUUGGGAGACUAGGGGAAAGGGGAGCGACACCAGAAGUGAUCGCCACGAUGCUGGAAGCAUUACGAGAUGGAGAUUCGUACGAUCGUCAAGCAGCAUGUCAAGCCUUGCAUGGCAUAGGUGAAAAAGCAGCGACGCCAGAGGUGAUCGCCGCUCUGAUACACACGAUCGAUGAUAAAGAUGAGAAUGUCCGUAGAGCAGCCUGUGCAACUCUGGGUAAUAUCGGUACAAAAGCAGCGACACCAGAGGUGAUCGCCGUUCUGGUACACGCGAUGCAAGAUGCAUGCACGUGGGUUCGUAAUGUAGCCUGUGAAAGUGUCGGCCGGAUAGAAGAAAACGCAGUCACGGAUCAGACGAUCACAGCAGUGGUCGACGCUAUGGGAGAUACAGAUGAGAGUGUCCGUCGUACAGCGCACGAAAUUUUGGCUCAGAUGAGUGAGAAUGGAGUGAUGUCAAAGGUAAUCACCGUUCUGGUACAUAUGAUCGACGAUAAAGAUGAGAAUGUUCGUACAAAAGCCUGUAUAACUCUGGGUAACAUGGGCGACAAAGCAGCGACGCCAGAGGUAAUCGACACUAUGCUCAAGGCGAUGGGAGAUGAAAAUAUGGCAGUUGUUACCGCAGCAUGUAUAGCUAUGGGUAACAUGGGUGCCAAAGCAGCGACACCAGUCGUGAUCAAGGCACAGCUCAGUGCCAUACGCAAUGGAGAUGAGGAUAUUUUCACAGCAGCGACUGACGCGUUGGUGAACAUGUGCGAAAAGGAAUCCACGAAAGACGUGAUAGCCGCUAUGCUCAACGCGUUUGGACAUUCAGCUGAAGUUGUUCGUGAAGGAGCUCGUCGAGUUUUGAUGAAGAUAUGGAAAGAAGCAGUGUCCUCAGAAGUGAUUGUCGGUCUGGUGCACGCGAUGGAAGAUGAAGAUGAGGAUGUCCGUACAUCAGCCUAUUUAACUCUGGGUAAUAUGGGUGAAAACGCAGCUACGCCAGAAGUUAUCGCCACUAUGCUCAAGGCGAUGGGAGAUGUAGAUUGGUUCAAGCGUAAGGCAGCCUGUGAAGCGUUGGGCAGCAUAGGUGAAAACGUAGCGACGCCAGAGGUGAUCGCCGCUCUGGUAUACGCGAUGGGAGAUGAUGAGGAGAGUGUCUGUAUAUCAGCGUGUUCGACUCUCGGUAGUAUGGGUGAAAAAGCAGCUACGUCAGAAGUUAUCGCCACUAUGCUCAGAGAGAUGCGAGAUGGAGGUUGGUUCAAGCGUAAGGCAGUCUGUGAAGCUUUGGCUAGCAUAGGUGAAAAAGUUGUGACGCCAGAAGUUAUCGCCGCUCUGAUACACACGAUGGAAGAUAAAGAUGAAAGUAUCCGUAGAACUGCCUGUGGAACGUUGGGCAACAUGGGUACAAAAGUAGCGACACCAGAGGUUAUCGCCGCUCUAAUACACGUGAUGGAAGAUGAAGAUGAGAAUGUCCGUACAUCAGCCUAUUCAACUCUGGGUAAUAUGGGUGAAAAAGCAGCUACGCCAGAAGUUAUCGCCACUAUGCUCAAGGCGAUGGGAGAUGGAGAUGGGUUCAACCGUAAGGCAGCGUGUGAAGCUUUGGGUAGCAUAGGUGAAAAAGCAGCGACUCCAGAGGUGGUCGCCGCUCUGAUACACGCGAUGGAAGACGAAGAUAACAGUAUCCGUACAUCAGCCUAUUUAACUCUGGGUAAUAUCGGCGAAAGAGCAGCAACGCCAGAAGUGAUCGCCGCUCUCGUACACGCGAUCGGCGAUGAAGAUGACAUUGUCCGUACGAUUGCCUGUAUAUCUCUAGGUCGCAUGGGUGCCAAAGCAGCGACGCCAGCCAUAAUCGAGGCCCAGCUCAGUGCCAUAAGCAAUGGAAGUAUGGGUAUUGUUCGAGCAGCCACUCAGGUAUUGGUGAACAUGUGCGAAAACGGGUCUACGGAAGACGUGAUCGCGGCCGUGCUAAACGCAUUACGAGAUCCAGACCAGCUUGUUCGAGCAGGAGCUCGUGGAGCUUUGUUUAAGGUAGGCUGGAAAGCAGCGACGCCCGAGGUGAUCGCAGCUAUGUUGGAAACUAUGCAGGAUGGAGAUCUGUACGACCGUGGAGCAGCAUGUGAAGCUUUGGGUAGGAUAGGUGAAAAAGCAGUGACGCCGGAAGUGAUCGCUGCUAUGCUACACUGUAUCCGUGAUGAUGAUGCUGGUCUCCUUUUUGCAGCUCGCCAAGGAUUGGUUGAGAUAAGUAAGAAUGGAGCAAAGUUGGAUGUGAUCGGUGGCAUACUUAAAACGAUGCGAGAUGAAGAUUGGUGGUACUGCAAAAAACUCUUCAAGGUGUUGGAGGAGAUGGUUGAAGAAGCAGCAACGCCGGACGUUAUCGCCAUGCUACUGGAUUGGGUCCCAGAUGACUUGUUUUCAGCGAGUGAGGUGAGGAGAAAAUAUCUUAAAGAAAUGUUGUAUGGAUGUACGAGAAAGUUUCAUAUCGGAGCUGAUUUGAUAGAGAAAAUCCACUCAUUCAUCGCUCAUGAUGCAUACUUUGAUUCUGAUGUAAUAUCAAUUGAACAUCUACUUAGUGUGUAUAUACACAGUGGAGAUUCCGCUUGGUUACCCUUAAUUUUUACUCUGGGCUUGCUCAAUGGGAUGGCUCUCACAGUGGUACAUGGUGGAAUCAAAAUUCAUAAAGGCGGAGAGGCGCAAGAUAUCGACGUCACUGAUCGUUCACUAAUCGAUCGUUUGAUGGAAGUUUUCAAAGUCGAAAAGAUAAAGAUGAUGAACCAGCUGGUCGUUUACGAUGGCUAA